GUCAAGUCCUGCCUAGCUUUUUGAAGCCGCUGAAUUUGACAGUUGACCCAAGCUCGAGUACAAAACACCGAUCCCCACCUUCAUCGUCAUCUUCCUCCACCGCUGAGAUCGAAAAUUCCUGCUAAGAUCCCCUUCCGAUUCUGCUAACGAUGGAACUCCUCUCCUUCGCCUUCGCCGGCGGUGGCUUCAUCCUCAUCGGAGCUCUCGAAUCCCUCGGCGCUUCUUCUACCUCCAAUCCAGAUUCCAAAACCAAGAAAAACCACCGAUCACCCUUUUUCAUCUCCAUCGCCAUCUUCUCCUCCUUCAUCAUCCUCAACUCUCUGGUUUCUAUCUUCGACGCUCACAAGUCAAACGACGCCGUUGGCACCGCCCUUCAAUUCCAGGUCCUCGCCAUCGCUUUGAUCUUCCUCCUAUACUCAGUUCUAGCCCUCUUAGUCCCUCUCCCCUCACGGUUACUGGGUAUGGUCGUCGCCUUCGGCUUCGCGGAGGAGUUUCUCUUGUUCUACCUUCAGAGGAAAGAUCCCAGCGGGGUUGAGAAUCGCUACUAUGAUCUCUUGCUCGUGCCCAUCGGGGUAUGCGUUUUCUCCACCGUUCUAGAGCUGGUAUCUUCUCAGGAAACGAAUAAUGUUGCGAAAUUAUCACGUGGGGUUGGGUUGAAUCUUCAAGGAACGUGGUUUGUUCAGAUGGGGUUUUCACUGUUCUCAAAUUGGGUAGCUGAAGGGUGUUCUUUGCAUGGAGUGAGUAGAGGGAACUACACCUUGAGGUGCAAGGGACACCCUGAGUAUCACAGGGCUAGGGCUAUUGCCACGCUUCAGUUCAAUUGCCACCUUGCUCUUAUGGUCAUGGUUAUGGUUGCCUCGUACUCUGUCUUUUGUGGGAGGAAUGGAGGUCCGGUUCACCCUGAAGCUUCGAGGUACACGCCGCUUGGAGCUGAGAUGCAGUCUUUGGAGAAUUCAGCUACCUUCACAUUGGAUUCUGAUGAUGAAGACAUUAAGGAUGGCAAUGUAGGGAGCCAGAAGGGAGUUGUUGUUGUCGAGCAUGGUAUGAAUGGUAAUGCCACUAAUCAUUGAGAUGUUUGUCCAAUGCAGUCACGUUUUCCUUUCUGUAGUUUAUCUCUGCCGCCUUCUCCUAGUUUGUUUGGAAUCAUGUUGUACAAAAAGAUCAUGUUGUAGUUUUUCAUUUUAUGUAUGAAAUUCUGACUUUUGGUCCUUUCAAGUAUGUAUGACUCCAUGCAUUUUAAGUGUGUAUCUAAUUUCUUCAUUUAGUA
This is a messenger RNA of Lotus japonicus, 1267 nucleotides long. RefSeq lists its product as uncharacterized. NCBI's taxonomy places the organism in Eukaryota, Viridiplantae, Streptophyta, Magnoliopsida, Fabales, Fabaceae. The transcript has a single exon. The record is from RefSeq and is a predicted model, not a curated record. The coding region runs from base 150 to 1070 and encodes 306 amino acids.